GAGAACCGAAGAGCACAACGAAACGUAAAAAUUUUGUUUUUUCGUUCUUAUGCAUUUUAAUUCUGUUUCUGCAUUACGCUGUUUCAUGGUGUAACAUUAGAGUGCAAAAUCUUUGUUGUGAAAACGAAAAAUACUUGAGUAGAAACGCAAAAGUGAUUUUUUGGGUUUAUUAUCUGCUGUGUUUUGAAUUUAAAAGCUGAGAAGUUGAUUCAUACUAUUUAAUUAAAAUGGGAGCCGUUUUAGGCCUGCUUUCGGCAGCAAAUCUUGCCUGCUGCUGCACCGGAACGGCUUGCUCACUGUGCUGUGCACUGUGUCCGUCGUCGCUGAAAUCCAACUCGACAGCCACCCGAUUUAUGUACGCUCUGAUGCUGCUACUUGGGGCCAUCGUGGGAGCAAUAAUGCUUGCCCCCGGAUUGCAGGAAUUCCUGCAGAAAGUGCCAUUCUGUGCGAAUUCAACAUCCACUACUGGGCAUCUUAUUCCAACGGCGGACACAAUAGAUUGUAGUUCCGCCGUCGGAUAUCUUGCCGUUUACCGCAUCUGCUUUGCACUUUGUUGCUUUUUCGCCCUCUGGGCAGUGUUAAUGGUGGGAGUACGUUCAUCCAAAGAUCCUCGGGCCGCGCUUCAAAAUGGGUUCUGGGGCAUCAAGUUUAUGAUCGUCACUGGCAUCGCUAUCGGGGCGUUUUUCAUUCCGGAAUCCGGAUUCGGUCCUGCGUGGAUGUGGGUUGGUUUGAUUGGUGGAUUCGCUUUCAUUCUCGUCCAGCUGGUUUAUAUUGUGGAUUUCGCCCACCAGUGGGCAGAAGCGUGGGUUAGCAACUACGAGGAGGAAGAAUCACGCGGAUGGUUUGCAGCGCUGUGCUGCGUUACCGGUUUGCAAUUUGCCCUAUCGCUAACUGGAAUCGCUCUGCUUUACGUUUAUUUCACGCAAGCCGAUGACUGCUCCUUGAACAAGUUUUUCAUUACAUUCAACAUGAUUAUCUGCUUGGGAGUCAACAUUUUAUCGAUUUGGCCGAAAGUUCAGGAAUACGCACCGAAAUCCGGUCUGCUGCAGAGUUCGAUGGUGACUCUGUACACCAUUUAUUUGACAUGGUCUGCCGUUGCUAACAACCCAGAUGCUGAAUGUAAUCCCGGCUUUUUGGCCAUCAUCGGAGAUAAGCAUAACAAGGUUCACUUCGAUGAGACUAGCAUCAUCGGUCUGGUUAUCUGGAUGCUGUGUAUUCUUUAUUCAACCUUGCGCUCGGCAAAUAACGUUUCUCGCUUGGCUGAUCCAGAGAAGCAAGUCUUAGCAGCAACGCUGAGUGAUGAUGGCGGCUCCAGUACCGGCGGACACCAGGGUAAUGAAGUACGCGACAAUGAGGAAGAAGCGGUCGCCUAUUCAUGGUCACUGUUCCACGUCGUUUUCAUCACUGCUACAUUGUACGUGAUGAUGACCCUCACCAACUGGUACCAACCAAACUCAUCGCUGGACACUUUGAACGCUAAUGCUGCUUCCAUGUGGGUGAAAAUUAUCUCCAGCUGGUUUUGCGUAGGGCUCUACGCUUGGACACUGGUAGCACCGAUGAUUUUAACAGAUCGCGAAUUCUAUUAAAUGUUACAUAGAAAAAAUUACCAGCAGCCAGAUGAUAGUAGUAAUGAUUCUCUCCAAAGUCAGUGUUAAAUUACCAGAGAAUAAGGUUUUAUUAGAAUAAUCGACCGAUAUUUCUAUCAAUUUCGUGUCAUAAGGUAGCUUUCUCAAUAAGAAAAAAAUCGAACAAAUAUGAAAAUCUGUGCUAGUAACAGUAGAUUACAUUUAUCUCCUAUUAACUUUACAAGUAUGUAGUUUCCAUGUAUCCUAACCGAUAAAAUGCAAUAUUAAUCCAACCACGUUCAAUCUGAUAAUAAAGGCCAUUUCCGACCCUA
Wyeomyia smithii (pitcher-plant mosquito) is the source of this 1897-nucleotide messenger RNA. RefSeq names its product serine incorporator 1 (gene TMS1). Bases 228 to 1586 code for a protein of 452 amino acids. Lineage: Eukaryota; Metazoa; Arthropoda; Insecta; Diptera; Culicidae. The transcript is spliced from 4 exons. Gene Ontology annotation, cellular component: membrane. The record is from RefSeq and is a predicted model, not a curated record.